AAACUUGGAGGCUGUAAAAUGUCCUCAUUGAAGUCAUGUUUUUAUCAGCUUUAGUCUCUGUCCCACAGGAAUCCCCUGAGUUUGAGCAUCCCAGUCUCUUAAUCGUCUCUGGUAGUUAAUACUUGAUCAUCUUUCUAUUUAACUUCUGGUUAACCACUUGCUUCUUCACUUAAAAAGACAUGCUUCGUCGCACAAAACAGUUAAAGUCUCUUGUCUGCAGUGCUGCUGGACUGAUUACAAAGCAAUCCACAUAAGCUGAUUAACAUUUGAUUGUUGCUGCUCAGGACUUUACCAUCAACUUACAAUAAAUGGUGUCUAUAUGGGUCUGUGGUGUCCAGUUGAUUUCCAAAAUAUGUUGGAUGGGGUCUGUAGAAAAACAAUACAUGCGCACAUAAAUUCUAGCUUUGUGCCUAAACACUUGUGAUUGACAAUGCUCCACUUUAAGCGCCCAGCCAUGGUUCAACGUGUGGCAGUCAUUGGAGCAGGCAGUUCGGGUCUGGCCUGUAUAAAGAUCUGUGUGGAUGAGGGGCUGGAGCCUGUCUGCUUUGAAAGUAGUGAUGACAUUGGUGGCUUGUGGAAAUAUAAGGAGUCAGCUGAACCGGAGCGAUCAAGUAUCUACCAGUCUUUGGUAGUCAAUACCUCCAAAGAGAUGAUGUGUUUCAGUGAUUUUCCGAUGCCCGACCAUUACCCAAACUACAUGCACAACUCCCAGCUGCUUCAGUACUUCAGGCUCUAUGCUGAGCACUUUGAUCUGCUCAGACACAUUAACUUCAAGACCACAGUGAGGAGAGUUGCUCAGAGGCCAGACUUUUGCCUGUCGGGUCAGUGGGACGUACUGACAACCAACGAGAAUGGUGAAGAAGAAAAACACGUCUUUGAUGCUGUACUGGUGUGUUCGGGCCAUUAUACCCACCCAGCCGUACCGAUGUCUGACUUUCAAGGGUACGAAACCUUUCAUGGGAGGUGUCUUCACAGCUGGGAAUACAAAAAUGCAGAGGAAUACAGAAGAAAGAGGGUGGUGGUGGUUGGCAUUGGCAACUCUGGAGGAGACAUUGCGGUAGAGAUCAGCAGAUCUGCAGAGAAGACAUUUCUCAGUACACGCCAGGGAGCCUGGGUGAUUGGCAGAAUGUCUAGCCAAGGCCUUCCUCUGGACAUGACGGCUAUUACCAGGUUCAACAACUUCUUGGCAACGGUGCUACCCAAGAGUUUAGUCAACUGGGCAGCAGAGAGAGCACUGAAUUAUAAAUAUAACCACAAACUGUAUGGUUUGAAACCCAGGCACAGACUCUUGGACAGAAGGCCUUUGAUCAAUGAUGAUCUUCCAGGCCGAAUCCUCCAAGGGGCCGUGGUCAUGAAGUCCAACAUAAAAGGAUUCCAAGAUACGGGAGUCAUAUUUGAAGAUGGGACCGUGGAAGAAAACAUAGAUGCUGUGAUAUUUUGCACUGGUUAUAAUGGAACUUUCCCAUUCCUGCCUUCAUUUCUGUCCAAUGGAGAGCUGACACUGUACAAAAGAGUGUUUCCCCCAUCUCUGCUACACCCAACUCUUGCGAUCAUGGGACUUUUCCAAGCAAAAGGACCAAUUAUGCCCAUUGUGGAGAUGCAGGCACGCUGGGCUGUUAAAGUCUUCACAGGUGCGAGCCAUCUGCCACCCAAAGAACGAAUGCUGGAAGUCAUUGAGUCCGAUAGAAGACGCAACAUGAACAGCUACCCCUGCCCCCGGCAGGCCGCUCUACAGGUGGAUUACAUAACAUAUAUAGAUUUCAUGGCUGCACAGGUGGGGGUUAGACCAAACCUCUUGAGACUGCUUUUCAGAGAUCCUGUGCUCUGGUUAAAGAUUUUCUUCGGUCCUUGCACUCCAUAUCAGUACCGUCUCACUGGGCCCGGACAGUGGGCGGGUGCCCGAGAAGUUAUCCUCACUCAGUGGGAGCGGGUCGCCAAGCCCUUCAGAACCAGAGCGGUACCGGAACCAGAUGACAGGACAUCUGUCCUGAAGUCUCCCUGGCUCAUUGCAAUUGGAGGAACAGUUAUAAUGGCUGCGCUUUUGUCUAAACAUAAGAUUCCAAUUCUGCAACAUGCCACUACGAUUUGGGGCGGUGGCAAAACUUUCCUAAGGAACUCAUGGUUGAAUAGUUGAUUAAAGUUUGUUUUUGUGUUCAGACCAAUCAGAGACGGCAUGUAUGUAUGUAUGUAUGUAUGUAUGUAUGUAUGUAUGUAUGUAUGUAUGUAUGUAUGUAUCAUAGAAAGUAAUCUGUUCUGAUUUGUGUCAGUUUCAACUGAAAGGGGGUGUCAGUGUCAUGAACA
Molecule: messenger RNA, 2301 nt
Organism: Menidia menidia (Atlantic silverside)
Lineage: Eukaryota; Metazoa; Chordata; Actinopteri; Atheriniformes; Atherinopsidae
Source: the annotation of a GenBank genome assembly